AUGUCUAGAAUUGCGUCCACAGGGUCGCUGAAGUCGAGGCCUCCUGCCAUAUCUACCAAGUCCUUCACACGCUACGAACCGGACCCUCCCUCUCCACCUCUCACCAGAAGUCGAGCAAGCACCCUGCAAUCCUUCACAUCCUCAAAGUCACCCAAGAGGGACGAUGUCUUCGUGAAACCUAUUGAUGAAGAGAACGAGCCUCCUUCCCCCGAUCUGGCACGCUCUCAGACUCUCCCAGACCGGUUCGAUGAAUUGCCGAUAGAACUGGCCAGUCUGGCCGACAGAUUCGUGGAAUCGUUGGGCGCCAAAGUCUACAAUGAACCGCCUUCGAUCGACCAGCUCUCAGAGUUGUUCCAAGAGUUCUAUGCAAGAGCCAGCGGUGCUAUCUCAAUUCACAUUUCCGCUCUCAGAUCCCGGCUCAACAGAGAUGCAUCGCCUGGCCCAGCAAAAGGGUCAAGUUUGACACCCCCUACCAAGUUGACGGGCUCUCAACAGAUGUUGACAGCGUCCGAGGUGACAGAGAAGCGUAAGAAGAGGAGGCUUUUAGAGUACAAGAGGGUGCUUUUGGAGGAGGCAGUAGAAAAAAGAGUGUGCGAGAAAAUCUACGACAAGAUUUGGAGACAUAAGAGCACCCUAGAUGAGGUGAGGGACGAGAAGUUGAGAUCAAAAACUGCAGCAUUGUCGCUGGUAGGGAUCGGCUUGAAAGAUUUGGGAAUUGAAUGGAAUACAGAUUCGGAAAAGACGGUGGAGGACAUACAGGCUUCACUGAUACCGGCGAGGGAAGGGCUUGCAAAGAUGAAUGACGAACACUACCCUCUUGGAAAGUUGCAACAUUUGACCGCCGCCCAUAAGGCCAUCGUGGACACCUUGUCUUCCAUACACUCUUCUUCUUCAUCCGCCGACGAGAUCCUGCCGACUUUGAUCUAUACCUUGAUCACUUCACCCGUCGAGGGUAUUAACAUCAUCAGCAACCUCUAUUUCAUCCAGCGCUUCAGAGCGGCUCCUAAAGUCGACGGUGAAGCCGCCUAUUGCUUGACGAACCUAGAAGCUGCGAUUAGUUUUCUUGAGAAUGUCGACCUCACAAGCCUGAGAGCGGACGAGCUGCCCGAGGGACCGAAGAAGGCGCCUUCGCAGACAGGAUUAGAUAGUCCUACCAGACUCGAACCAUUCCCUCCCCUGGCUGGCACAGCAUCUAUGCCAGCUACCCCUACGACAGCAACUUCGAUGUCCAGUGCCAAGGGCACCAACGUUGAAGUGAGCCCUGCGUCGUCGAUCAUCAAACCGCUCCCCGAAAGAUCAGCUGCGGCACCGGCGACCCGCCAUCAACGCACUUUUUCCGAUCUCCUACAACCCAUAAGCAAUGCGAACGAAGCGGUACGCUCUACCGCCGAGGAGGGCUUCAAGAACAUUUCCAGCACUCUAGACAAUAGUUUCAAGUUCUUGAUGGGCAAGCUAAAAGAGAGAAGUUCUGGAGAUGCCAAUGCGGAAGUCGUUGUCCCUAAAACACUGGAUGAAGCAAGGCAACUCGUCAAUCGGCCUCUCACCCCCGACGAAGAUGAUCCUGCUCUGAGUGAAUCAAGCUCGCUUUAUGACGGUCAGCAUGCACAUAUACCUCCAAAUCUCACCAAAACCGAAGACAAAAUGCUAAGCCUGUUCGGAGGCCGGAAAGCUACUGCACGCGAGCGCAGCGUGGAUAGUACCACAAGCAGCGCAAGCGGCAAAAGAGGAGGCUUUGGCGGGCCGACCAACGCUUCACCACCUGCUGGAUUGGCAGGUUCACAAAAACCGGCUGCCCCGGUAACGCAGCCAGCCAGCAGCAAUCCUCUUGACUCUAUGAAGAGCUUUGGAACAAGCCUAAAUCCGAUCAACCAUAUCGGUUCGGCCAUUGGAGGAGCAUUCGGACGGUUCGGAAGUAGAUCCAGUGUGUCUGCGUCUCCGCCUUCUGUUCCUACACCGCCUGCGCCGACUAUUGUCCUUAACAAAAGUGCCACGAGUGGCGAACUCGGGUCGAAAGCAGAGAGCAAAGCAGAUGGAGUUAGGACUGUCCCACUCCGCGUUCCAGAUCAGAAAGAACUACCGAGUAUUAUGGCGGCUCCACCUAUACUGCGCUUCAUGUCAAUAACGGAUGCUAGUGAGCUGAAGAUCCGAGAUGUACAAGAUUUGCUUACGGAUUAUCAGCGCUUGGCCAAAGUAUUAGGCAAGCUCGUCCAGAAGGCGGAGGACGAACCUGAAACGGAUCACACUGACGUCGAGAUUGAGGAGUCUGCGACCGGCAGCGAUCAUGAAAAGAUUUAG
Exophiala spinifera is the source of this 2295-nucleotide messenger RNA. RefSeq lists its product as uncharacterized. Gene Ontology annotation, biological process: vesicle-mediated transport. The transcript has a single exon. Lineage: Eukaryota; Fungi; Ascomycota; Eurotiomycetes; Chaetothyriales; Herpotrichiellaceae. Gene Ontology annotation, molecular function: guanyl-nucleotide exchange factor activity; small GTPase binding. Bases 1 to 2295 code for a protein of 764 amino acids. Gene Ontology annotation, cellular component: endocytic vesicle; cytosol. The record is from RefSeq and is a predicted model, not a curated record.